Messenger RNA from Thermothielavioides terrestris NRRL 8126, 1142 nucleotides. RefSeq lists its product as uncharacterized. Gene Ontology annotation, biological process: 'de novo' IMP biosynthetic process. The record is from RefSeq and is a predicted model, not a curated record. The transcript is spliced from 2 exons. Gene Ontology annotation, cellular component: cytoplasm. Gene Ontology annotation, molecular function: phosphoribosylglycinamide formyltransferase activity. NCBI's taxonomy places the organism in Eukaryota, Fungi, Ascomycota, Sordariomycetes, Sordariales, Chaetomiaceae. Bases 193 to 873 code for a protein of 226 amino acids.
CGCAACAUGACGGAGCCGAAGUCGGGGUCGGUUCUCAAGACACCAUUCAAACGCAGGCUGCCGAGUUUGACCAGCGUGCCGUAGGGGCGACCUAUUGGGAGUCGCGAAGCUCGACCUUGUUCACAGUUUGGCCGCCGAAACCCCUGACGACCGAUUUCAAAAGCGCCCCUCCCUGCCCCUCGGUUGCCCACCAUGGCGGAUCCAUGCCGUAUCGUCGUCAUGGCCAGCGGCAAUGGCUCAAAUUUUCAGGCUCUCAUCGACGCCGUCGCUGCCGGCCGCAUUCCCGACUCCAAGAUUGUCCGUCUCAUCGUAAACCGGGGUAAGGCAUAUGCGACCACCAGGGCAGAGCAGGCCGGCAUUCCGUGGGAGUAUUUCAACUUGAUUUCGCACGGCUUCCAGGCCAAGGGAGAGAACGACCCGGCGAAGGUGCAGGAGGCAAGGGACAAGUACGACGCAGCGUUGGCAGAGAAGGUGGUGAACGGAGACUUCAAGCCGGACCUCAUCGUUCUCGCUGGGUGGAUGUACGUCUUCGGCAAGCGCUUCCUCGACCCCAUCGAUGCGGCGGGAAUCAAGAUCAUCAACUUGCAUCCCGCCCUGCCGGGGCGAUACGAUGGUGCGAACGCCAUUGAGCGUGCCUUUGCCGACUUCAAGGCAGGCAAGCUUGAGAACAACAGGACAGGUAUCAUGGUCCAUUAUGUCAUUGACAAGGUCGACCGGGGCGAGCCGAUCUUGGUUAGGGAGAUUGAAUGCCGCGAAGGCGAAGAUUUGCAUCAGCUCGAGGAGAGAAUCCAUUCUCACGAACACGAGCUCAUUGUCGAGGCUACAGCACUGGUGGCAAGGGAGAUCGUUGCUCGGAAGAGCAAGACACAAUAACCAUAUCGUCCUGGGCGCCUGGACGAGGCAAUUAGAAGGCCUCCAAUUUCCAAAGGCUUUGUUGUCGACUGUGGUCCGUGUCCUCGGUCUGUUCUGCCUUACUUUGUCGAGUGCAUCCUGUGCGGCGAGGUUGGUAGCCGCCUCGCUUCUCGCUUCUUGUUAUGAUCUCAUCCCAAUACAUCAUGGGUGCGCACUUCUGUGCCCCAAACCAUUGCUUCAUCCCAUGUCUCCAGUGAUUCCUGACAAACUACCUACCUUAGGUACGGAAU